AUGCCUCUGCUUAGAUCCAUUGCAACUAAUGGGCUACUCAUUCCCCGGGUUGCUAAGUCGAUCUGGGUAUCCAGCCCUGUACAAGUCCGUCUACAUUCUACGUCCAAAGCCAUACCAAGGUUGGCUCAACGUUCGGUAUGGACGUCUAUGAUCCCCAAGUUCCUGCGCAAUCGAAGUGCAAAGGACGCAUCGGAUACUCCCAAAUCGAAAGAAUGGAAUCCCGCCAGUUUCUACAUCAUCAUCUUUAUCUUGAUCGGCUCGCAAGCCAUUCGGAUGAUCGCGCUCAAAAACGACUACAAGGCGUACACGCGAACGACAGACGCUAAGAUCCUCCUCCUCCGCGAGGUGAUUGAAAGGGUUAAGAACGGGGAAAAAGUUGACGUUGAGAAACUGUUGGGGACCGGAGAUGCAGGGAAAGAGAGGGAAUGGGAAGAAGUGCUCCGGGAGAUCGAAGCAGAGGAUUCACUGUGGCAUCGCAAAUCCAAAAACUCGGGAGCGGAACAGCAGCCAGAAGUUCAGAAAGAACAGAAGUGGUUGGUGUCUACAGACAAGGAACCCGUGAUACCAGAAGAGAAAGAGAAUGCCGAACCCUCGAAAGACAGUUCCUCACAGCGGAAGAUCAAUUUCUUCUAA
Molecule: messenger RNA, 633 nt
Organism: Aspergillus tanneri
Lineage: Eukaryota; Fungi; Ascomycota; Eurotiomycetes; Eurotiales; Aspergillaceae
Product: DUF5321 domain-containing protein
Exons: 2
Coding region: 1-633 (210 amino acids)
Source: RefSeq, a predicted model, not a curated record